This is a messenger RNA of Myxocyprinus asiaticus (Chinese sucker), 2023 nucleotides long. RefSeq names its product MAPK activated protein kinase 3 (gene mapkapk3). The coding region runs from base 267 to 1457 and encodes 396 amino acids. Gene Ontology annotation, molecular function: ATP binding; calcium-dependent protein serine/threonine kinase activity; mitogen-activated protein kinase binding. Gene Ontology annotation, cellular component: nucleus; cytoplasm. Gene Ontology annotation, biological process: toll-like receptor signaling pathway; intracellular signal transduction; peptidyl-serine phosphorylation. The record is from RefSeq and is a predicted model, not a curated record. The transcript has 10 exons. NCBI's taxonomy places the organism in Eukaryota, Metazoa, Chordata, Actinopteri, Cypriniformes, Catostomidae.
GAGCUGUAUUAUAGUCAGUCUGACGGGAACUCCACAGAGCUGAGGACGCUUUCACUUUCUCAGACAUUGUUAACUGACCUAGUGAUACUGAUACCGGUUUUUGUAAUGAAUGUAUGUGAGUGUUCCGGUCUUUAUGACGGUGAAUGUGCGGUAAUUGCUCACACGGAACAGCGUCUCUGACAGCAGAACCGGACCGGACAGUUUAUCAGCGGAUUUUUAACGCACCCCGUUAAGCUCCUCAUUAUUUAUUUAAACUGUACUGAAAGAUGCUUCAAAAUGAAAAGUCUCAAACGGAGAACUCGAACCCGUCCGAGCCCGAAUCUGACGCGCUCACCGAGAAAACAGAAGCGCGCGAGAGCGAGUCCGGUGUUCUGUCCGCUCCGGUCCAUCCGAAACUGCUCAUCAAGCGUCAUGCCGUGACGGACGACUACAGAAUCUCCAGUCAGGUGUUGGGUUUGGGAAUCAACGGCAAAGUCCUGGAGUGUUUUAAUCAGAAAACCGGAGAAAAGUGCGCGCUGAAGAUUCUGUACGAGUGUCCUAAAGCCCAGCGAGAGGUGGAGCUGCACUGGCGAGUGUCUGGAGGGCCACAUAUAGUCCAGAUCCUCAGCCUUUAUGAAAACAUGUAUCGUGGGAAAAAGUGUCUUCUCAUCAUUAUGGAAUGUAUGGAGGGGGGAGAGCUCUUCAGUAGAAUCCAGACCAGAGGAGACCAGGCCUUCACUGAGAGAGAGGCCUCAGAGAUCAUGAGAGACAUCGGCACAGCCAUCCAGUACCUGCACGACAUGAACAUCGCACACAGAGACAUCAAGCCAGAGAACCUGCUGUACACUAGUAAAAGUGACACAGGGAUUCUCAAACUGACAGAUUUCGGCUUCGCUAAAGAGACAUCUCUGCACAAUCCGUUACAGACGCCCUGCUACACGCCGUAUUAUGUGGCCCCUGAGGUUUUAGGUCCUGAGAAAUACGACAAGUCAUGUGAUAUGUGGUCUCUUGGUGUCAUAAUGUACAUCCUGUUAUGCGGGUUCCCACCAUUCUACUCCAACACGGGACAGGCCAUCUCGCCGGGUAUGAAGCGCCGUAUUCGCAUGGGCCAGUACGAGUUUCCCAAUCCUGAGUGGGCUGAAGUGUCCGAGGAGGCCAAACAACUGAUUCACCAGCUGUUGAAGACGGACCCCAGUGAGCGAAUGACCAUUGAGCAGUUUAUGAAGCAACCGUGGAUCAAUCAAUCAAUGGUGGUUCCACAGACUCCUCUUCACACCACACGAGUGCUCGCUGAAGACUGUGACAUGUGGGACGAGGUCAAGGAAGAGCUGACCAGUGCGUUGGCCACCAUGCGUGUGGAUUACGAGCAGGUGAAAAUUAAAGAUUUGGAUGCCUCCAGUAACCCCUUACUGAACAAGAGACGCAAGAAAGCCGCUACAGGAGAGAAGAGCGCUGGAUCCGGCUGCAGCAGCCAAUGAGAAUAGACAUGUCAGUCACAUGAUGGAGGGAAGGGAAAGAACACACAAAGGAGACAAAAAAACAAGGAACGCUACGAAAAUAGAUGUGCUCUCCAAAGAACAACAGAAGAUGAGCAGAUGAAACAGAUGAGUUAAUAAACCAGAAAAGUAGAGAGAGGAAGUUGUGCACAUUUCUGCACUGAAAACACUCUUCAGCUCUGAGUGUUUGUGAGUGCACAUGUUUAUAUCUAGUGAUCUAUUACUUGAUUAUAGUUGUAUAAAUGAAACUCUGACUCCAGAUCUGCCGGCUCCAUGACUGACUGUAUUGACUUGCAUCUCUCCCAUCUGCCGUCUCAAACAUUCAGGGACCGUUUUAUAUUUCAUGUGCUGUAAUACUGGUGUUUCUCACAGGUACUUACGGUUUGUGAUGUUCUUACUGCAAAAGCGGAUACGUGAUGAGAAGAAAUGUGACAUUUUGUUUCAAAUGUGUCACUUGAAAACAUGCCAAAAUCACUUGAUACAUGCCUGCUUGCUUUGUCAUGAGGCGCCGCGGUGUAUACAGGUGCAUCUCAAUAAAUUAGAAUGAC